This is a messenger RNA of Nakaseomyces glabratus, 2154 nucleotides long. RefSeq names its product PAN-complex poly(A)-binding subunit PAN3 (gene PAN3). Gene Ontology annotation, cellular component: PAN complex; P-body. Gene Ontology annotation, molecular function: metal ion binding; poly(A) binding. Lineage: Eukaryota; Fungi; Ascomycota; Saccharomycetes; Saccharomycetales; Saccharomycetaceae. The record is from RefSeq and is a predicted model, not a curated record. Gene Ontology annotation, biological process: nuclear-transcribed mRNA poly(A) tail shortening; mRNA processing.
AUGGACAAGAUAAACCCUGAUUGGGCGCGAGAUGUACCCUGUCGAAAUGUCAUCAUAUAUGGUUUUUGUAAGAAGAAAACUGAAGGAUGCCCGUUUAAGCAUGAUGAUGACGAUAUAGCUACUCCUACCUCGACUCCCAAGGUUGCAGAUACCGUGCCUGCCCCAUCUGGAGUGAUUCAACAACCUUCCAAGAUAUCAGUGAGUUCCUUACCUUCCCUCAAUUCUCAACCGAGUAGUACUGCCCCAACGAGUGCUCCUAAUGCUACUGCACAUACUGGGUCGAAGUCACAGGUACCGAAAUUCAAUGCAAAAGCCUCGGCAAGUUUCACACCGAUGUCGAAAGCUGCAGAUGGAACACAGGAGACACAGGCACCAUACCUUGAAAGUCCUGUAGCAGGUUCGCCAGGGCCUAUAUUAAAAGCGGGUACACCGGUGAGUUUCAUGCAACCCAACAUAUAUUCUACUACUCCUGUGCCAUCACCAGCAUCGAUGGCUAUGCCUAAUGUGGUAAUGCCACCAAACGAUAUGGGAAGUCCCGAUUUGGGUUUACAACAGCAAUCACAUAUGGUGAAUCUUGAUGGCUCCAUACAGCAAAACUAUCAAGAAAGACCAAAUGUUUUAAUGAGAGACUCAUCCAUGCCGCUGACAAUGGGGACAUCUGGUAGCAGGCCAAUGCUUGAUCAACAGAUACAUUCAAUUUCGGGACUCAGUAACACUUCGGGGCCGCAACCGCCUGGUCUACUACAGAGUAUGAAUGGUGCUUCUAUGGAUAUGGGUCUUCCAAUGAAUCUUCGGUAUCCUACGAUAUAUCCACCAACACACAGCAUUUUACAAUAUCAUUUAUACGCACCCGACCCUCCGCCCCAGCUUGAAAUAGCCUUAAAAGAGAAUGAAAGGACUCCACGAAUGCUAUUCAUACCUAAUGACCUUCGAGAAGAACUGGUAAAGAGAAAUCUUGCAUCACUACAAUUAUUUCCUUCAGGAGGUAAUUUACCUCAUAUAGUCAAGGACUAUUUUGGCCUUGUACCACUUGAUUUUCAUCAGCGCUCAAGUGUGAAGGAUAGGUACAAGAAACACAAGAAUUCAUUGUAUAAAGUAUUUUCCAAUGUUGAUGGGCGUAUUUAUUUGCUGAGAAGAAUCCACGAUGUAAAUAUAAGUGAUCCUACGAUUAUCUCAAAGACUUUUCAAAAAUGGAGUAAGAUAGACUCAUCCAAUGUUGUUGCAUUGAAAGAUCUUUUCUUGACCACGGCCUUCGGAGAUUCAUCCCUAGGAAUAGUGUAUGAUUACUAUCCAAAUGCUACUUCUUUAUAUGAAGCUCACUUCGUGAACUAUCCAACAGUUGAAGUAACUGAAGAUUUACUUUGGAGUUAUGCUGUCCAAAUACUAAACGGCUUGAGAGAGAUUCAUAACACUAAUGGUGUCAACAUCGGCGACCUUGAUUGCGAUAAAAUCAUACUCACUGGGAAGGGUAGAAUAAAAAUAUCAGCUGGGGCAGAGUAUGACAUAAUGAAUAUGUGUUGUCCUGAAGAUAAUGAAGACGAUGAUAAUGAGGAAAAGCUGAGGAAAAGGAACUUUGUAGACCUUGGUGAAAUCUUAUUCAAGCUAGCUUCCAAGAUGUGUAAUUGUCAUGGAAAGGAUGUUGCAAAUUUGGCACAAGUAUCUGAGAAAUUGAAGAACCUUAUCAAGUCUUUGGCUUUCGAACAAUUACAUGAUUAUGUCAAUGUUGCAACUAUUAUUGAAAAGUACAUUGGUUUAGAUGUAGUAUUUAAGGUGAUGGAAGCUCAGCAAACAUAUUCAGAGUAUGCAGAAAAUGUGCUCUCGCGAGAGCUAGAGAAUGGCCGUUUAUUCAGACUAAUAUGUAAACUUAACUUCAUCUUUGGUCGUGUUGAAAAUCGUUUGGACAUCAACUGGUCCGAACCAGGUGACAAAUUUGUCAUCGUUCUAUUCUAUGACUACGUGUUUCAUCAAAUUGAUCCAAAUACAGGGAAACCAGUCACUGACCUGACCCAUGUGCUGAGAUGUUUGAAUAAACUUGAUGCUGGAGUUGAGGAAAAUAUACUAUUAGUCACUCCUGAUGAGCUGAAUACUGCUGUAGUUUCAUAUAAGAAAGUGAAGGAACUUGUGGACAAGACAUUCAGGGCUAUGACCCUAUGA